CGCGAGGGCGUCAACAAGGGCGCCAGCCAGGGCACAGCGACUGAGUGAUCGCAGCAGGGUGGGCGGCACUUCAGCUGGUGUUUUUUAAGGUUGCAAUCAAGCUUGCCACCACUAAUCUCCUUUCUCGGGCCCAUGUCGUGGCCCUUGUGGGCCCCGGAUGGGGUCAGAAUCGUCCAACGCUACGUAAACAAGGGCGGCAAACGCCUGGACUGUCAGACUGUGGGACCUCCCGAGGUCUCGACGGCUUGUUCCAUCCGUGGACACGGUCUGGCGGUACCUGCAUGCCUAGUCUGCCGUAUAAAAGAAAUCCUCCGCCCGCGCCUCAGCCCGCCAGGGUGGGAGAGAAAGGUCACGGCAAAGUCCUCAUUCAUUCCUUUUACCUUCUUUUGAAAGAAACGCUUGCGUUCGGCCUGUGGCCUGGUUCUUCACGCGGUACAUACAGUCAGUCAGUCACUCACUCAUUCAUUCAGCAGAAGACAGAACAAGACAAGACAACACAAGAAACAAAAAUCAUACCACCAAUUUCACACCACCAGAUCACUCAAGCAAAGAUGGUCUCACGUUCACUCAUCACGGCGCUUGCCCUCCUGGGCGGUGUCGAGGCACACACUCGCAUGGUCGAGAUUUUCCGCAACGGAGUGGGACAGGGCGAGGCAGCUGGCAUCCGCAUGGACCUGAACGGCGACACCACGACCGGCCCCGUCACAGACCUCUCUUCCAUCGACAUGGCCUGCGGCAGGAACGGAGAGACACCCGUUGGCCGGACAGUCAAGCUCAACGCCGGCGACGGCAUCGUCAUGAACCACCGCUCGUGGGCCGACGGCGCCCAGCCCGGCGUCAUCGACAGCAACCACAAGGGCUCCACCGCCGUCUACCUCAAGAAGAUCGCCCCCGCCGGUGCCACGGACCCCUGGGCCCAGACCUCUGCCUCUGGCGAGGGCUGGUUCAAGAUCUCGUGGAACGGCCUCAACACCGCCACCCGCCAGUGGGGCGUCGACGUGAUGAUCAACAACGGCGGCUACACCGGCGCCAUGCUGCCCAAGGACCUGGACGAGGGCUACUACCUGGUCCGCGACGAGGUCCUCGGCCUGCAGAACCGCGACGGCGGCCACAUCGUGCCCCAGUUCUUUGUCGGCUGCGCCCAGGUCUACAUCGCCGGCGGCACCGGCGGCCAGAAGCCCCAGACCGUGUCCAUCCCGGGCCACGUCUCGGCGUCGAGCCCCUCGCUCACCUACGACAUCUACAAGGAGCCCUGGGGCGAGUUCCCCGAGUUCGGCCCGGCCGUCUACGCGCCCAUCGUCCCGCUCUCGGCCCUCAAGCUGAACCAGCUGGCCACCGCCAAGGUCGCCGGCACCUGCCCCGCCGGCACCGUCCUCACCGUCGGCAACAAGUGCUUCACCGAGCUGGCCACGUGGUCCGACGACACCCCCGGCGCCCUGCCCAAGUGCUGGGCCGCCAGCGCCGCCUGCUGGGACAAGAACACCGACUGCUGGGACAACGUCGAGCCCGUCAUCAACGGCAACGACAAGGCCAAGGGCUGCAGCCUGUGGGAGGCCAAGUGCAACAACCUCGACGCCUGGUGCGAGGCUGGCAACACCCACGGCCCCCCUGAUGCCGGCAAGAUCAUCACCGAGCCUGUGGACCUCAGCGGUCUGUAAGCCUGCAUGUGGGCGGACUCUUCUUCUUCCUCGCUGGUCUCACACGCCAAAAAAAGCAUUUACACUUCUUUACUCCUCUUGACAGAGGAGGACCUCUUCAUAACGCCGUAUGACUUAGCCUUGACAGCUUAGCUGGAAAUCAUGCUUCUAUUGGACAUCAUUAACACUCGGGUCCUCGGUUGAUGACCCUUUCAUUUCGUACCGCACCUCGUGAUGCGGCAUCUGUAACACCAUGGCUUUUUGAUUUGCACAUAGGCGCUAGGACUGUAGAUCUUUCAUGUCAUUGGGAAUAGCCAUAGCGUUGGGGGAUGACCCACAAGGGGAUAUAGAUGAAAUGAAAUUCGUGCACGUUCAGUGCUUCAUCCAA
Diaporthe batatas is the source of this 2025-nucleotide messenger RNA. RefSeq lists its product as uncharacterized. NCBI's taxonomy places the organism in Eukaryota, Fungi, Ascomycota, Sordariomycetes, Diaporthales, Diaporthaceae. The record is from RefSeq and is a predicted model, not a curated record. The coding region runs from base 282 to 1658 and encodes 458 amino acids. The transcript has a single exon.